AGUCAAUUCAAAAUUUCCUUUUGCAUUCCGAAUCAUCGAUCGCUUUUGCGUGCUCAAGUAGUGUAAGCAUCUUCAGAUUUGCCGUAUGGGAAAGGGAAAGAAGACGGCUAGGGUUCCGGUGGAGAAUUUUGAAGAAGACGCCAACUCCGACGACGUAGAAAUGAAUGAAAACGAAGAGAGGUUGAAAGGAUCUUCCUCGCGCGAGAAGAGCCUUUAUGAGAUUCUUGGGGUCGAAACAACAGCAUCACAGCAAGAAAUAAAGAAGGCAUAUUACAAGUUGGCUCUGCGACUUCACCCUGAUAAGAAUCCUGAUGAUGAGGAAGCGAAAGAGAAAUUUCAGCAGUUGCAAAAAGUGAUAUCAAUUCUUGGUGAUGAGGAGAAGCGAGCACUUUAUGAUCAGACAGGCUGUGUUGAUGAUGCUGACCUGGCAGGAGAUGUUGUUGAAAACUUGAAGGAGUUUUUCCGAGCUAUGCAUCCAAAGAUUACCGAGGCUGAUAUUGACAAGUUUGAAGCUAAUUAUAGAGGAUCUGAGUCGGAGAGGACAGACUUGAUUGAUCUAUACAAGAAGUAUAAGGGUAAAAUGAAGAGGCUCUUUUGCUCCAUGAUUUGCUCUGAUGUCAAAUUAGAUUCACACCGCUUCAAAGAUAUUCUGGAUGAGGCUAUAGCAGCAGGGGAGAUAAAGUCAACCAAAGCCUAUGAGAAAUGGGCAAAGGAAGUGUCUGAAACAAAACCACCUACAAGCCCAUUGAAACGUAGACAAAAAUCAAAAAAAGAACCAGACGAUUUGUUUGCUAUUAUUUCUCAGCGACAAAAUGAACGGAGGGGCAAAAUGAAUUCUAUGUUCUCAUCUUUGGUUUGCAAAUAUGGUGGGGAUCCAUCUGUGUCAGAGCCAAGCGAGGAAGAAUUUGAAGCUGCCCGAAGAAAACUGGAGAGCAGGAAGCAAUCUAAGCGAAAGUAAUGCAACUGCAAAAAGUUGUUUAUGCUGUUUUCUUGUGCUUGGCCAUGUUAUAUUAGGUUGUGCUUCUUUGCUGCAAGGAUUCGAAGGCUUAAUCAUUUCUUGGUGUAUAUUGUGUGUUGUAGUGAUAUUAAGUCUGCAUCCUUUGUUUAUUUUAA
Molecule: messenger RNA, 1113 nt
Organism: Solanum dulcamara
Lineage: Eukaryota; Viridiplantae; Streptophyta; Magnoliopsida; Solanales; Solanaceae
Product: chaperone protein dnaJ 6
Exons: 8
Coding region: 86-958 (290 amino acids)
Source: RefSeq, a predicted model, not a curated record